UUUUUAUUUCCCAAUAGGGGGAUUUCACCAUAGAUUUGCUAGUGCCUAGAGGUACACCACAGACCGGAAACUCGAUCGCUGGCCGUUUUUUGCUCGCCCAGGAAAUUCAGGAUCGCUACAUGUGUAACGUCACUUCCGGUGAAGUGGUGGCGGGCAAUUCUAAACGGCGAACUGAACUGCGGGCGAAAGGAGGUUGCCAUGGCGGCAGGAGGGGGUGGCGGUGCUGUCCGCUGUCGACUAAGGCGGGCUCGAUCCGCUGGGGAGGCAGGGGCAGAUGCUGUUUCCAUUCUCCCAAGGCGCAGAUCUGAGAGGAACAUGGUAUCCACUGCUCAACCUGUUUCCCAGGGAAAGCCUCGCUUGAUGGCGAGCAAGAUGGUGGGCAGCCCAAUUCCAGUACCAUUUGCAGUGCGGCCAAUAACCCUAAAAAAGAUCAUGCCACGUAAUCAGCAGGUAAAAGAGUCCAUCAUAACCCCCAGGCGCAGUCCUCGGAUCUCCUUUAAAGAAGACAAGGAAAACGUCCCUGUGCAAAACAAUAAAGGCAAUAGCCCAGGCAAGGGUGAAGCCAAAGCAAAACUGUUGCCUUCGCCACCAAACCGUUCUUCGGGUUCUGAAGCAGGGGGCCUGCUUGGAGAAGCAGAUGUGCUGUCUCCGAUCAACACCAAUGCGCAGGAGUCCCUACCUGAGAAUGAGCGGGAUGCGGCCAUGGCCAAGAGAGUACGUCGAUCUUACAGCCGUCUAGAGAUCUCCUUCAGCCACAGCUUCCUGAAAGACCGGGAGUCCCCCAGCUCCAGUUUCUCUGAUACCUCCACACCUAACCGUGGCCCAGACAAGCGACACACGCUCUUUGGCUUCGACAAGCUCCUGGUUCCGGAAGGGCUAGACAGUGUACCUCCAGAGGACACAAGGACCAACCCCAAGUUGGCAACAACACUUCUGGGAUCCAGUGUCUUCAAGGAACCCGAUACAGACAUCCCAGGCAUUUCGUUUAUAAAGGAGAAACGGAAGAAAAAGAAGGUGCCACAGUUCAAUAAGACAGAGCUGGAUGAGUGGGCUGCCCAGAUGAAUGCAGAGUUUGAAGAAGCAGAGCAGUUUGACCUUCUUGUGGAAUAAAGAUGCUGCUUCCACUGGAACUUAGCGCACCAGUCACUGGAGCACUCUUUGUACAUAUAGAUCCGGGACCUCCCAGGACUGCACCUGAUCUUGAAAAUGCGAAGCCUCUUUGCUUUCGGGAGGACUUGCCAGCCAUUGCAUAGAUGCUGUUUUGUAGAUGGUUAUAAAAACAUCAGGACGUCAUGCAGGUCCAACUGCAUAGCUUUUUGGAUUCCUCUUGAGUUGUGACAGUGGCCAUAGUGUGUCAGCAGAGGAAGAGGAGGAGUUACUGGCUACAUUAAAAUAUAACAUCUCCUAAAACAGUUGUUUAUUUGGAACUAACCGCACAAGUCGGUGUUAUAUUUCUGUCCAGAAUUAGACUCAUAUGACACUUUAUGCUGGGGAAAUUAAUGGCUGCUUUUCCCAGCAGGCAUUUUUAACUGUCAAAGCAGACAUUAUUUGGACCAGGCCCAGCAUAUAGGAGAGUUGGUGGUGGAAUUUCCCGGAUACAAAAUCCCUGUCCAGCCCCCCUCCCAGCUUCUGUUAGCAAUGUACACAGCUCAACUGUGCCCCUCCUGUUUUCCCUACUGGGGCUAAUAGUUCCAGGAGGGCUGUCUUCUAAGGCACAGGCAUACCACCCUCAUCCACUAGCCAAGCCCCAAAUCAGAAUCAAAAGUCCCUAUGGCUGCUUUUGAACAUGAAAGUCCAUUUUGGGAGAUCUAGUCUCACAUCCCCAGUGUAUGGUGUCGUUUUGCUCUUCACUUUUUCUAUUCAACUGUUCUGAAUAUUCUCAAGGAGUCCUAGCUAGGUUCUUGCCUGUUUUUAUAGACGGCAGGUAUAGAAUGUUGUUUUUUCAUUUUCAAAAUGUGUGGCAAUGUAUGAAGCAGACCUCUCAAACACGCCCCCCCCGGUAUGAUUUUUUUAAAAUUAAGUGGUUUGUUUUUCUGUAUUGGCUUUCUAUGAAUUCAUAUUUUGCCUGCUUAGGAGUACAAAAAGAAAAGGAGCUAGGCCUUCUCUGAUUGGCUGUCUGGAUGUUUGUAGAUGAAUCUGUGGAUUGGAUCCCACUCUUUCCCCUGGUUCUUUGGAGCCUCUUGAGUUUGAAUGAAGUACUGAUGUUUAGCAGAAUAGGUCCACUGGAUCUAACUCCAUGAUUUCAUUCAAGAACCCCUUUCCCCAGCCUUUUCUGUCUUGUAAUAUGAAGCUGGAUUACAGGAGUUUGUCCUCAUGGUUUCGUUUCCUUGUUUGCGGGGUGGGGGGAGCAUCACCACAAUCAUGCAAGUUAGCUUUCAGAGUUUCUGAUCACUGUUUCAUGCAUAGGUUUUGGAGAGCUUGUUCCUUAUAAGGAGGUUUUUUUGAGGUGCGGGAUGCUGCAUAAGCUAGAAAAACUUACAGAAGACUCAGAGUAAAGAUGUAAUUAAGGCGAGUUGGCAAAACUGUGUUUGACUUUCAAAUCUUGUUACAGAAAUAGCUAUUAAACAUCUUUGCAACCUGUA
Molecule: messenger RNA, 2582 nt
Organism: Heteronotia binoei (common prickly gecko)
Lineage: Eukaryota; Metazoa; Chordata; Lepidosauria; Squamata; Gekkonidae
Gene: CDCA5
Product: cell division cycle associated 5
Exons: 6
Coding region: 199-1110 (303 amino acids)
Source: RefSeq, a predicted model, not a curated record